Molecule: messenger RNA, 1203 nt
Organism: Aphanomyces invadans
Lineage: Eukaryota; Oomycota; Saprolegniomycetes; Saprolegniales; Verrucalvaceae
Exons: 7
Coding region: 1-1170 (389 amino acids)
Biological process (GO): transport
Cellular component (GO): cytoplasm; plasma membrane
Source: RefSeq, a predicted model, not a curated record
AUGACGUCUGGCACCUUGCUUGCGAUGCCGAUGCUGAUCAUCAACAUGGGCGGCGAAAUGUUGUACGUGCUGGACCAGCGCCUGAAGGCCCAAAACAUUGCGGGCGACAAGAGCGUCAAAGUGCUCGUCGACGUUGUCAAGACCAUGUUCAACACCAAGUUCAUUUCGGAACUCUUUCGACCCCAUCACAUGUACUCGAACGUGUCGACGCGACAGAUCUUUGACCGGUUGGCCCAUUCGUCCAUCAUGCGGCUCAACCAGUCGAGCAUGGACAAGCUGUACGGCUUGAUGCGGAUGGGGUUCAAGUACAAUAUCCUGGCGUGCUCGUCUGCGGACCAACUCGUGCAAGUCACGAUGAACCAUCUUCGUUCGAUCAAGGAGAUAGUCUCGACGGACGAAGCGACGGCGCUCAUCGAAGAAGCAAUUGUCCUCACGGCAAACGUGUAUGGCACGAUGAGCCACGGCAAUUUUCUUCUGCUUAAACAAAGCUUGUGCCGAUUCUUCCAAGACGUUCGUAUCAAAGUGUCGCUCUUCCUGCAGACCGAAAUCCAAAACGGCGAUGGAAGCUUUGUCCUGCGCUCCGACGGACCCGUCGCCACGGGCGGCGACGUCCCUGGCACCAUUCGGUACUACAGCUCGUCCGGCGACAUCGAAGACGAAGACGCGAUCGAGUUGGACAAUGCGCGCGGUGUCAUUCCGUACGACGACAAGCCCAUCUUGUCGCGCGAUCCGACGCUAUGUCCGUAUGGAGAAAAUUUGUAUGUACCGAACGCCAAGCCUGGCCUCAAAGCGGUGCCAAAGACGGGCCAAGAAAUGGCAGCCGAGGCGAAGAAAUCCGGCUCAAAGGACGCCGGAGACGGCAAAGCCCUGUCACCGCCAAAACAAUGGAAAGCCACGGCGGCAGACGGCCUCAACCUCCUGGCCGACCUCUUGGGGGCAAAGGACACGAACGACGCCAAGCCGUGGAAAAUCAACUUGUUCGCGGACGAUCCCGACGAAGAGGACUCGAAAGAAGCCGACAACGACGUUGAAACCAUCCUGAUCGAUGCUCUGAGCGACCGCAAGACGACUCGAGCGCUGCUCGACGAAUUUGACGAUGACAAACCCACGCAAGACAAAAAAGGAGACGGCGACUCCGACGACUUGCUCAGCUUAAUGGACUCGACCUAGUACUCGACAUAACAUCGGCACCAUCGUCGCGCG